CACUGUUUAUUUCUACUCUUGAAAACUCUAUAUAAACCUCUCACUCUCCUCAUUUCACUCACAACUAUCAUUCUUUCUCUCACCUUUCCUUCUUGUGCAACAUCUACUUCAUACUUUUUUUUCAUUCAUCUUUCCAUUCCAAAUGGCCACUAUUGAGGUUGAAACACAGCAAGUAGUACCAACAAUUGUGACAGAAAAUGAAACAGUUGAGGCAACUAAGGUGGAUGAAACAACACCCGCCUCCGAGGUUCUUGUCUCAGAACCAGUCACCACGGAACAACCAAAAGAAGAAGCUGCCGUAGAAGCAGCAGUUGAGAAAGAAGCAGAAACUGAGGUACCAGCUGAAGUUGAGACUACAGAAGUGGCAGAAGAAGCCAAGCCAGAGGUAGAGAACCCGGCAACCGAGAAAGUUGAAGAAGUGAAAGAGGAGGCAACAACUGAGGAGGCUAAAGAAACUACUGAAACAGAAUCAGCAGCACCAACACCAGUUGAGGAGAACAAAGCGGCCGAAACAGCAGUGGAAGAAGUCGCCACAGAAGAAGUCACCACGGAAGCAUAGACAAUUGUUGUCGACUUUUUUCGCAUUGAUGAGAAGUUUUCUAUUUUAUUUGUCUGGUUUCUUUUUCCUUUUUUUUCAUUGAUCUUGUUGUGAAGGUAAGUCUUCGGAUAUGGCUUUACGGGUUAUUAUAUUAUAUAAAGAGUUAUAGCCACUGAAGUUUGGGGAUAAUGAAAGUUCCAACAAGGUUCAACUAGCUUGGUUGUUAUGUAUUUCACCUGGUUUGAAUAAAUUAUAUUUAUUUUUAUCUA
Messenger RNA from Vicia villosa (hairy vetch), 807 nucleotides. RefSeq lists its product as uncharacterized. Bases 143 to 559 code for a protein of 138 amino acids. NCBI's taxonomy places the organism in Eukaryota, Viridiplantae, Streptophyta, Magnoliopsida, Fabales, Fabaceae. The transcript has 2 exons. The record is from RefSeq and is a predicted model, not a curated record.